AUGGCAAGUUCUUCACAAGGACUGCCAGGUUCUUCACAAGGAGUACCAAGUUCUUCGCAAGGAGUGUCAGGUUCUUCACAAGGAGUACCAUGGCCAGCUUCUUCAGAAGAAGAAAUGCUAGUCAAGUUAGGUGAAAUUUGCAAAUAUCUAUCACUAUCACAACAAAUUAAGGAAGAAGAUUUGCAACGAGUGAAAUCAGACUUCUUGGAGCUGCAGAACAAAAAUACUGUCUGGAUGGACGCAUUUGAGGCAGAGACACUAUCGCAAAAAGCAUGUAUUCGCCGUCAACAGGAGAUCGUCAAGGAGCUACUAUUGCACGAAAUGACGAGUCAUGGCCAAAUGGCAACCGAUCCUUAUUGCCAAAGUUUGGCGCUCGAUCUUGCUGCAGGGAAUGGCGAUUUGGAGAUGGUUAAGAAUCUCUGCAAACCCAAUUCCUACACGCUUGCUCAAAAUAAUUCAGAUCACUUUGGGCUAGCUACACCGGUUGUGCGGGCAUCUAAUGCAGGCCAUGGAAAGGUCACUGACUACCUUUAUAAAAACAACCGGGGAAUACUUCUUCAUAUUUUUAAGGAAAACGAAGGGACUGAAGAGUAUUGGGCUACAUGUCUCCUUCUCGAUGCCAUAUUUUAUGGAUUUCUCGACAUUGCGCUGGACAUCAUCGACUGCGUCCCACUCCCAUCUCUGGCUUCACUUAGGUUCAUAGCUUUGAAACCUGACCUGUUUCGUAGCCACUGUCAUCUUGGAUUUUGGCGACACCUCAUCUACACUUGUAUGUACAUAUCGGAGGCUUCGAAACCAAGCAGAAGCCAACGUCUAUUUUGGAUAAUACUACAGUGUCUUCCCAAAUGGUUUGGAAUCAAGCAAACACGUGAGCUAAAAGAUAGACAUUCGAAAGCUGAUAACUUGCUACAGAAAAUGUGCAAAGCAACAGGAAAAAUGGUCAAGGACGAGAGUUGGAAAGAGACGGUCUAUGAAGCAUUAUUUGAAGCGGUGGAGAAUGGGAACAAGGAAUUUUUCAUUGGGAUAAUCAAGUAUAACCCUCGACUUCUUUGGAUCACGAACGCUGCCUCUGGCCGAAACCUCUUUCAGCUGGCCGUUGAAUUCAAGAAAGAGAAGAUCUUUAACCUCAUACAUGGUUUAGAUGGUAAAAAGGUCACGCUGCUUAGAUCUUACGACAAAGAAAACAACAACAUUCUCCAUAUCGCUGCUCAUCUCUCUUCUCCCGAUCAACUUUCUAAGAUUUCUGGAGCUGCUCUCAAGAUGCAAAGAGAGACUCAGUGGUUUGAGGAAGUUAAGAGCUUGGUGUCAGAACGUGAAGUAGUGCAAAAAAACAAGGACAAAAAAACCCCGCGACAAAUAUUUGAAGAUUCUCACGAACCUCUACGAAAGGAAGGAGAAGAAUGGAUGAAAUACACUGCCACUGCUUGUAGCGUCGUGGCAGCUCUCAUUGCAACUGUCACUUUUCAAGCCGUAUUCACUGUUCCUGGAGGUACUGAUGAAACAUCGGGUUCACCUCUUCUUCUUACUGACUUGCAUUUCACGGCGUUCAUCAUCGCAGACACUCUCGCCUUCUUCGCCUCCUGCAUCUCUGUGCUCAUAUUCCUCAGCAUUCUGACCUCAAGAUACUCUUUUGAUGACUUCAUUGUAUCACUUCCUAGAAAGAUGAUACUGGGUCUAUCCAUUCUAUUCAUUUCCAUCGCCUCAAUGCUUGUUGCAUUUAUCACCGCGCUUUCUGCGUCGAUGCGUAAAAGGCCAUUGCUUGUAGUCCCAAUGAAGCCACUCGCAAGCGUCCCUGCCUUUCUCUUCUUGAUGCUGCAAUUACCUCUUCUCAAAGAGAUGAUUUGUUCCACCUAUCGUAAACGACUCUUCAAACGCGAUACAAAACCUUGGCUAGAUAUUACACAAGAAUCUGGCCCAAAUCAGCAAGUAGUGGUCGCCUAG
This is a messenger RNA of Capsella rubella, 1941 nucleotides long. RefSeq lists its product as uncharacterized. Lineage: Eukaryota; Viridiplantae; Streptophyta; Magnoliopsida; Brassicales; Brassicaceae. The record is from RefSeq and is a predicted model, not a curated record. The transcript has 6 exons. Bases 1 to 1941 code for a protein of 646 amino acids.